This is a messenger RNA of Eimeria maxima, 1149 nucleotides long. RefSeq lists its product as hypothetical. Bases 1 to 1149 code for a protein of 382 amino acids. The transcript is spliced from 3 exons. The record is from RefSeq and is a predicted model, not a curated record. Lineage: Eukaryota; Apicomplexa; Conoidasida; Eucoccidiorida; Eimeriidae.
AUGGCCACAAAAGCUCCGCCCCUCCUGCCCCUGCUGCUCUUCUUCCUCUUUGUUUGCCGUUUCAGUAGUUCAGCAGCUUCUCAACAUCUUGAUUUGUUUGAUGAAGGCUUUGGAGUAGAGGGAGUGCAUGAUGUUUCAAGACCGGAAGCAGUAGCAAGUGCUACUGCUGGAGGAGAUGGGCGAGAUGGUGGCGGAGCGUUGGAACAGGUGAUGAAUCCAGGCUUGAGGCCUGUGAACAUGGAAUGGAUUCGUGGUGCAGGGAAGAAGUUUGGGUUGCACGCUCUGGGUUCUGCUGAGGCCUUGUUACUGCUGGCAGUUUUUAUUGCCGCAGGGAUGUUUGCUGUUGCUCUCCCCAAAGAGAAGAGGGUGGACAGGACACGACCUGUGUCACCUGAGGAAGCAAAUCUCCUGGCGAAGUGGGACCGGCUGCAUAAAGAUACGCAAUCGGAGCUCAAUUUGCUACAACAGGAACUACAAGUGAUAAAGAAUGAGAGACGCCUGCUGGACGUCACGCUUCCAGCCACCCAGGCAGUGGGUGCAUCAGCACGUGCAGCCAGGCUUCUUCGGGACCUACUCAAAGAGCUGUCAGAAUUCUUGUCCAGCCAAACGUUUGCUGGUGCCAAACAACUUGUGAUAGGUGAGACAGGCAUGGACGACAUGACGUCUGGUGUGAAUCAGCUUAUGGAGAUGCCAAGAACGGUGAAACCCAUUGUGGAAGCAGUAACAGUAUUGAGUGCGAUAGUGGCAAGGGCCACAGUCGAGGACCGUGCGAUCGAGAUUAGCCGGGCCGCGCCUAGUGGCAUAGUUACAUCAUUAGAUAUCCUAGCAAAGGACACGUCAGCAUUCACAGAGCAUUGCAAAAACAUGUGGCAGGUGACUGCGGAGGUGGAGGUGCUGACGGUGUUAAGGGGAAUGGUAGAAGAUGCUGAAAAGACCCAGGAAACUGCGUUAGAUAUGACUGGAGGUGGCACGCGCCUGCAGCCUGGAGAACACCAGCUGGUAGGCGAACUCGAGAAAAAACUGGAGCAUGCAGUAAGAACAGCAAGACAAGCAGAUAGUCUUUCUGCUGUUGUGGAGGCAGUCCGUCAGUAUGCUUAUGCUAGCGGGAAGCUGUUGGAACUAGUGUGGAUGCCACAAUUCAACGUAUAG